AUGAGGAAAAGACGUUUUGUGGAUGCGCUUGUCGAGGACAUUAAGCGAGAAGCACGUCUACGAUAUUUCGCGAUCCCAUCCAAUGGUAACAUUCUCUCCAAUGAUGUUGAUGAUGAUAUAAUGCUCCCAACAGAAUGUCGUUUGGAUAUUGAUGGAUCUUUCCAACAAUAUGGUAGUUUUAUGGAUUAUGAUGUUUUGACAGAACUGCGAUCUGAGACGACAACAAAGAAGGCACGUGUUAGUGGAGAAUCGCAAGAAUCUGAGGGAUUAGAGGAUUUUCAUACAGCAGUGGAACCCAACUCUCUGAUGAAGCUUCAGACGGACUAUCAGGGAUCAGGAAACCCUUCACUAAGCCUGAGUGACAGAGCCGCGGUGGGGAUGGUACCACCACCGGUUCCAUGA
Microthlaspi erraticum is the source of this 402-nucleotide messenger RNA. Lineage: Eukaryota; Viridiplantae; Streptophyta; Magnoliopsida; Brassicales; Brassicaceae. The record is from the annotation of a GenBank genome assembly.